Messenger RNA from Volvox carteri f. nagariensis, 2826 nucleotides. RefSeq lists its product as uncharacterized. The coding region runs from base 1 to 2826 and encodes 941 amino acids. The record is from RefSeq and is a predicted model, not a curated record. The transcript is spliced from 7 exons. Lineage: Eukaryota; Viridiplantae; Chlorophyta; Chlorophyceae; Chlamydomonadales; Volvocaceae.
AUGCAAAGUGUCACUUUCCACAGCGUUUUAGCCAAGGACAGUGUCCCUGUAAAGGUUUUGCGGGGUUACGGGGGCCCCCGUAAGGUUUUCGGCCAGUACAGGAGCCUGGUACGGGGGCCCCUCCGUAAGGAAAAUUUGGGAGACAUGGGCAGUGGCCUGCCUCAAUAUCUUCUACCGUACAGAAUGACACGGAACCCCCAAGAUCGCUGGAGCACGGAGCAUCUGGUGCAGAUCGUCAGCGUGCAGCCUGGACCCGAUCGCGCUGAUGGCAACCUGGUGGUGCUCGACGACGAAAGCAUGCGGGAAGUGUGUGAGCACUGUGAGCAGCAUGGCUGGCGCCUUGAUGGCGACGAUGCACUGGCGGACUCGGAGGAUGCUGGUAGGCAGGCGCGGCCCAAGAAGGCCGGUCUGGAGAAGCCGUGCAGGCCCCGGCAGCACAAGAUAGAGGACCGGGCUCCCACAGAGGCGAUCCGGGCUGUGGACGCUGCACCACAAAUCGGCUGGCGCCGGCUGGUUACCAUCACCCAGCUACUGCAGCAAAAGGUGCACGGCUACCGCCUGCUCGGAGCACCCCUCCUAGCAGCCACCAAUCACGCCAACCUUAUGGAAUUGGGAAAGCUACUUGGGCAGGCUAAUGCCCGCUGUGCAGCCCCUAUGACUGUGGACUUUUACGGGCAGCCCUGCAAUCUGCUCAGCGACGAACCAGAAGUCAUCGCCAACUGCAUCGGCAUUCAAAAUACGGACCACACGGUCAGCCGGCUCUGGGAGACCUGCACGGCGUCCAUGUCAGGAGACGACCCGCAAUACCGGCUUCCCACGGGAACCCUGGUCCUGCCCCUGCUGGGUGAGGCCAGCUUCCCGCUUACCAUGCUGAGCAUGGGCAAUGGAGAACUCAAAACCAGCGGAGGUUGCUUCCUUGAUAUGGAAGGCACCCACAUCCAUGCUGCACUCCCGGCUGGCUCACCAUAUGGCACCAAUGUCCAACUUGCGCUUACACCCCUGGAUGCAACCAACGCUUACAACCGCCCCAUGAGCGCCACGGGCCUUGCAAUUGCGGCGGCACGAGGAGGAAACGUGAAUGAGACGCUGUGCUCGGCAUACCUCUAUGAGGAGCGCCGUGACUCUCUGAAGGUUCUCCGGAAGCAGGUCAUCCUGGCCAUCGCAACUGCCUGCCAGGUCGCACCUCCGAACCCGCUGCGCGCACCCUCGCCCCUGAAGGCUAAGGUGCCGACCCCGAUGGGCCCAACGAGAAACGAUCUCCUGGCGCUUGAUGGGGAUGAUGAAGACUGGGACGCUGCGCUGCCAAACCUGGGCCGCAAUCUGAUGGAGGACAUGGACCAGGCCGCCAUGGAAGUGAGUACAUUAGCAAACCCCAACACCUUGAAGGUAGCCACCAAUAGCCUAAGAAACAAAGCUUGUGAGCCCCAGUGCCAUGACGGCCCCCUAAUGGUGCGCCUGGGAAAAACAUCAAUGCCAUCCUGUCCCCCCCAAUCUAGCAUAAGGAAGAAUGUGUCUGCCCCCCUGCCUGCACCCCGCCCCCCUAGGUUUGAACCCUGUGACCCAACAGCCAAGAAGGCGCAGGGCCUCGGCAUGCCAGUGGAACCUGGCCAACCAGCCAACGAGAAAAUAUCUCAGGAGCAGGAUGCAGCCACGCUUGGCUACUGUGAAAGGGAACACGGCCGGGAUGCCAGCUGGGAGAUAGGGAGUGCGAGCCAGAACAACGCCGGCACCAUUUGGAUGAUACCGUUUCGAAAGAGUGACCCCAGUGGCGAUGCAGGGCCGCCAUGGCACAUGCAACCCAAGGACGGCCUGGGCUGCGGCCCCACAGAUAAAACAGCAAGAGAUGCGUGCAAUGUGGGAACUAGGUGUGUCCCCCAUGAUCUUAAGGGUGAGGACGUGACUUCAGUAGUACACCUGUACGAUGAUUGGGAAUGUGGCCGGAUGGCGUGUCGAAAGACAAGACAUGCCGGGGUGAAUGAUGCCCCUGACAGCCGGACAGACACUCAGGGGAUAUUCUCGGUCAAGGAGAUGCGCUGUAGUAUAGCUUGGCAAUCUGAUGUGUGUGACUCGAUCAAGGGCUGGAUAGGGGGGGAGCACAAGCCGGUAUCCUCAGCCGGCAACACUCCUGCCCGCCGUCAAUUGUGGACUUUGGCAUAUUGGUUCCAUGUGGCCUAUCCUUUACAUCAUCUUCAGCAUAUUGCUUGUAUGUUCAGCAUGAUUUCUAACUGCUGGCCGCGGCAUGUCGGCGGCAUCUCGCCGGGGAACGAAGGAAACGGUCGACAAUGCACGUUGGCCGGCAUGCUGACCAGUCGUAAAGCCACUUCUGAGCCCGCAGCAACAGAUAUUUUGAGGCGGAAGAGCCGUUACUUGGGCCAUCGGGCAGCGCCAGUGAAGGUCCAAGCCUACUUUUCCCAGCACCACCACCUCCCAACUUCGGAAACGCCAGCACCGUGGCCCUUCCUCCACGGAAGAAAAGGCACACUCAAGCCAACACCGCCGCCAAGGGUCCAACAGCCGGCAACACUCCUGCCCGCCGUCAAUUGUGGACUUUGGCAUAUUGGUUCCAUGUGGCCUAUCCUUUACAUCAUCUUCAGCAUAUUGCUUCAGCCGGCAACACUCCUGCCCGCCGUCAACCCCCAAUGCCAAGUCCAUGCCAUGUCCACCAACAAGAUCGAUGCCGUUGGUGUCCCCCCGGGGCUUGAGCGGCCUCAUAUUCCCAACGCGGACAUUGUUUGGCUGACUGACGCUUGUGGUGAUUUCAAGAGCUGGGCCUAUGCACUUCAGGGCUCGACGACGGUCAUCUGCUUUUUUUUGCAACACACAUAA